Messenger RNA from Peniophora sp. CBMAI 1063, 209 nucleotides. Lineage: Eukaryota; Fungi; Basidiomycota; Agaricomycetes; Russulales; Peniophoraceae. The record is from the annotation of a GenBank genome assembly.
UCCUAUGCAUCGCCCACCGCCUCAACACCAUCAUCGGCUACGACCGCAUCCUUGUCAUGGACGCCGGCCAAGUCGCCGAGUUCGACACGCCGGAGUCGCUCUUCGCCAGGGAGGACUCGAUCUUCCGUAGUAUGUGUGACCGCUCGCGGAUUGGGAUCGAGGACAUUCGGGCGGCGAGGAAGGCUCGUUUGCUUGGGAAGCGCGCGUAG